Molecule: messenger RNA, 702 nt
Organism: Porites evermanni
Lineage: Eukaryota; Metazoa; Cnidaria; Anthozoa; Scleractinia; Poritidae
Source: the annotation of a GenBank genome assembly
AUGGCGGACGAGGGGAACUUAAAGUUGGUAAUGUUUGAUCUCGCUGGUACGACGGUAGAUGACAGUAUAGAAGGAGUUCCCCUUGUUACUGUUGCAAUGAGGGACGCCUUUGAGAAUCAUGGCUAUCAAAUCGAUCCAGAAACCGUCAAUAAAUAUCGUGGAUUGGAAAAAAAGGAUGCCAUCCGCAGCAUAUUGAACCAUGAGCUCUCUCCAUCUCCGGCCAUUGAUGUUGAAGUUGUCUUUAAAGACUUUAAAAAUGUCUUGCAAAAACAUCUCUCUUCGAUUAAGAAUGAAAUUCCAGGGACAAGUGACGUUUUUGUAAAGCUAAAAACCUCGGGAGUUAAGAUUGCCGUUGGCAGUGGCUUUCCACACAGUGUGGUAGAAUCAAUUGUAUCGACAUUGCAAUGGGAAAAUCUUGUUGAUUAUCUAUGUAGCGCCGAAAAGGCAGGCCAGGGAAGACCUCACCCUGCUAUGAUCCACACUGCAAUGAAAUUCUUCGAUAUAACCGACCCUCGUACCGUUGUUAAAGUUGGAGACACAAAAGCUGACGUAGAGGAAGGAAAGAAUGCCGGCUGCUGGACUGUAGCAGUUCUAACUGGUACACAAAGUUUAGAAUGCAUUAACGAAAGUAGCCCGGACUUCAUUAUUAACAGUGUUGCAGAUCUUCCUGAUCUUUUAUCAAACAAAGAGUUUCAGUUAUGA